Mirounga angustirostris (Northern elephant seal) is the source of this 497-nucleotide messenger RNA. Its product is annotated as coiled-coil-helix-coiled-coil-helix domain-containing protein 2-like. Gene Ontology annotation, biological process: positive regulation of transcription by RNA polymerase II; mitochondrion organization. Gene Ontology annotation, molecular function: sequence-specific DNA binding. NCBI's taxonomy places the organism in Eukaryota, Metazoa, Chordata, Mammalia, Carnivora, Phocidae. Bases 7 to 402 code for a protein of 131 amino acids. The transcript has a single exon. The record is from RefSeq and is a predicted model, not a curated record. Gene Ontology annotation, cellular component: nucleus; mitochondrion.
CCUCAGAUGAGAGCAGCGCCUAGACCAGCGCCGGCAGCUCAGCCUCCCGCAGCUCAGCCUCCGGCAGCGGCUCCACCAGCUGCUGAGCCCCGGCAGCCAGGUCUCUUGGCCCAGAUGGCAACCCCUGCAGCUGGCGUGGCUGGGGGCUCUGCUGCCGGACACAUGAUAGGUCAUGCCAUCACUGGGGGCUUCAGUGGAGGAGGCAAUGCUGAGCCUUCAAGGCCUGACAUCACUCACCAGGAGCCUCAGGGAACCCAGCCAGCACGCCAGCAGCAGUCUGACCCACGCCACUAUGAGAUGAAACAGUUUCUGGAGUGUGCCCAGAACCAGGGUGACCUGAGGCUUUGUGAAGGUUCCAGCGAGGUGCUGCAACAGUGCAGAUCUGCAAAUGGAUUAGCCUAAUCGAGAAGUUCAAAUUGAAGAUAUGGAAAAUCAUGUCUCAUAACCAAGUUAAUUUAGCAUAAAAAGAUAAUUGAUGGUGAAUAUAUAAGGUGUAA